Colletotrichum truncatum is the source of this 2163-nucleotide messenger RNA. RefSeq names its product fungal specific transcription factor. Gene Ontology annotation, molecular function: DNA binding; zinc ion binding; DNA-binding transcription factor activity, RNA polymerase II-specific. The record is from RefSeq and is a predicted model, not a curated record. Gene Ontology annotation, cellular component: nucleus. Lineage: Eukaryota; Fungi; Ascomycota; Sordariomycetes; Glomerellales; Glomerellaceae. Gene Ontology annotation, biological process: DNA-templated transcription; regulation of DNA-templated transcription.
AUGGAGCCCGGGGGUACUCCCCUACGUUACCGGAAGAACGGUCGGCUUCAGGCCUGCGACCCCUGCCGCCGACGUAAAGUCGCUUGCGAUCAUGCCAGCCCGGUCUGCAGCAGCUGCAAGAGGAGGCGGAAGCCAGAGAAGUGCGAGUACACUAUGAGCUCCCCGGCGCAGUUGCAGCCGCAGGACACCUCAGUGCGCGGACCGAGGACCUCGAGCCGCAGUCCCAGUAUUGCGGGCUCAGAUAGGGGUGCCGAGCACCCUCUUACUGGAUCGACUGCUGUCGAAUAUCCUCUGCAGAGAACUAUUCAAUGCGCCAGCAGCGAGAUUGCUGACAGCGGGCUGCAAAGCCACAAUCAUUCAAGUAUCGGGGUGUCAUCCCCAAGCCAGCUGGGGCAGACCUCGUUUGGCGACAUUUAUAGAGAGGUUGGCGAUGGUUUAUCUAGCCCUGACACCGGAGCAUCCAGGCCAAACCAUACCGAUGACGGUACAAUAGGUGCUACCUCACAAAUAAGUAUUACUGAGCUUCCGCCGUCGACUACAACGCUGGAGACGUGUUUAUUCGUCUUGCGCAGUGUCCCCGAAGAAUCCAAGGGCCGGGCGUUGUUGACAUCACACUUCGAUCCUCAUGACGCUUUCGUCCGUCCUGUAGCACAACGCGCUCUGGACAUGUUAUACGAGAACUUUGGAAGCUACUUCGGGGCGACUCCGGACGACGCACAGCUCUCGGAGUUGGUCCGCAUACUGUGCACCAACACGGCGCGGCCGUUUUCGGAGCACGAGGCCGAUGCCGAGGUUUGGAUGGCUCAGUUUACUGGGCCAAACACCCGCUGGGAGACGCUGGGGAUCCUUUUCAUCUACUGGGAGCUCAGUGCCAGAAAUGAGCACCUGGUACGCUCAGAGGCUCGGCCUCCGUCGCUGGAAGGAAGGCCUGCGUCUCUGAGGUUACGGGAUGUGUACCGAAAGUGCAUUAAUGACUGCCAGGCUCUGGCUAGGCGAGCCACUGAAGUUGGGAACACGUUGUUGCUUUAUGUCUACUGGAAACGUACGAUCAUCGCCUCGAUCGUUUCUGGAGAUACUAGCCUCUCAUGCUGGAUGUAUAAUGGCGAGGCAGUGGCUUUGGUGACGUUUCUUGGCCUCCAUGUCGAGACAAAUAAAGGGCCCUACAAGCCAACAUUGGCAUCGGAGAUUAGGAGGCGACUAUUGUACAAGAUUUUCAUCAUUGAUAAAGUUGUCGCCUCGAUCACGGGGAGGCCACCUCUGCUUAGCCGGCGAUAUAUGCUGACUCCUCCGCCUCUGGACCUCAAAGACGACUAUCUGGUUGCGGGCGAGGAGGUCCUGGCGCAAGGUGUCGCCGCACUCGAUGCCAAUGGAUAUAAUACCGAUGGGGCUGGCUAUUCUAUUACAUAUUGGCGAGCCCGGGCGCAAUUAAUGCUCAUCAGAGAUGAGAUAUUUGAGAUUUAUCUCGGAGGUGAGGCGGCUACAACGCCAGACGUCCUAUAUGCUCUCAAGAACAGAGAACUUCAAGCUGCUGCAGACAUGCCAUCCGUGCUAGUGUUCAAAGAAUCCAAUAUUCGAGACCCGGAUAUUGGUUCGGAUAAGUUAUAUCCCAGGUUGCUUAUGCGUUUGGAGCACCUGCAAAACCUCUUCUUUAUAGAAAGGCUUCUGCGACGUCACGGUUGUGACAAUGAGAAGGAUUUGCUGGCUGCCAGUUUCGAAAUGACCUCGACUGCCUUGCUGUUUUGGACGAAUAUGGACGGUCUUGCCAUGGUUUACGAAGAUUUUAAAUGGCUGGUCAUUGCAUACGCAGCUCCGGGCGGCGGAAUCCUCUGCCUUGAACUGCUAAAGCCAUCAGUCACUCUCAACAAUGCAAGCGGUGCCAACGACGAUAUCUCUCGAUCAAGCAUCGUGCAGGUGCUCAGCCUCCUCGUCGGGUUUCUCAACUGGGUCGGUCCGAAGGAGGCGAACGGCAACAUCUGCGCCAACUGCAAGGUCAUUGUACAGCGAGUGCUGGACCAGGCGCUCAACAUGACGCCAAACAACAAUGGCCUGUCUACGGACUUUAUGGACUGGGAUUUUUCGGCGCAGCUGGAUUUCAAUUUUGACUUGUUAGAUACCUUUGAGUGGACGAGGCCAGAGUAUUCGUGGUCUGAUUUAGCUGGUUAG